AUGUCAGGAGAAGGCACAGACCUUCCAAUAUUCCAAAGUAGUAAAACUAUGGAUGGAGAUGUUAUAAAUCGCCCUGGUUCUUCACAACAACAAUUGGUACCAAUUGCACAUACUAUAUCGUCUCCUUCUAGGGCAUAUCAAAAGGAUACAGCAAUGUGGUCGCCUCCCCUUUCAUCACAUCCAAUCAUGUCACCACCAGAUCUCACCCCACAACACCCUGUCUUCUCCUCUGAAGAUCUUACAAGACCAGCUGCAGGUCUAAGAAGAAGGCCAUCAGUACCUCCACCAAGAAGAUAUUCCGGCGGCGAUUACGACCCCAAGCUGAGUUUCACAUCUGAGUCAGGAAGAGCUCUUCGUGCUCGAGAAGACCUCUACUAUAGCGAUCGGGAGAGAGAGAACUCAAUGUCAUCCCGCACACGUGUUCGUGAUGAUCAUCCCCAUCCAGAUUAUCACGAACGUUCCCGUCCCCCACGUACAUAUCGCAAUGUUGUAGGAUGGGAAAGUGGACCUCAGAAAUCAUAUUUUGAUGAUUCAUCAAGAAGUGAUCUUGGCAAAGAUCGAGACUUGGAAAAGGGGAUGAGAGAACCAGGUGCUGCACCUGAGUGGGCCAGUGGUGAGAGGGUUAGAAGAAAGAGUACAGACGAGAGUAUCGACGGGUAUAACUACGAUUCGCAUAAAAGGAGUGGAACGAAAGGAACGAUUGAUUUGAACAAUUUGACACCAGAAGAAAGAGCUAUAGUCAUGAGGUUACCAUGGACACAAUGGAUGAAUAGUAAUUUCAAAAAUCACUUCGUAGCAACAAUCGGUGAAUUCGUCGGCACAACCAUGUUUCUCUUCUUUGCUUUUGCCGGUACUCAAGUAGCCAAUAUCGACAGUAACACAGUGAACACUACCACAGGUGCUGCAACAGGUUUCAACGUCGCAGUUCAGCUUUACAUCGCAGUUAUCUUCGGUUUCUCCCUCAUGGUAAACGUAUGGAUUUUCUUCCGUAUUUCUGGUGGUCUCUUCAAUCCCGCCGUAACCCUCGGUAUGGUACUCGUUGGUGCCAUCCCUAUUCCCCGCGCUGUCUGUCUAUUCUUCGCCCAGAUCCUCGGUGGCAUAGCUGCUAGUGGAAUGGUUCUCGGUCUCUUCCCUACUACAUUCAAUGUACGAACUACGCUCGGUGCUGAAACAUCCACCGUACAAGGUGUCUUUAUCGAGGCGAUUCUGACAGCUGAGUUGGUAUUUACCAUUUUUAUGUUGGCGAAGGAGAAACACAAGGCGACUUUCAUUGCGCCAGUGGGUAUUGGUCUAGCAUUGUUCAUUGCCGAGAUGGUCGGAGUCUAUUAUACUGGUGGAAGUUUGAACCCAGCGAGAAGCUUUGGUCCUUGUGUUGUUAGUGGAUCAUUCGAUAAGGAACAUUGGAUUUAUUGGAUCGGACCAAUGGUCGGAACAGCCAUCGCAGUAUUCUUCUACAAAUUCAUCAAGAUGCUCGAAUACGAAAUGGCAAAUCCAGGUCAAGAUGGAGAUGCAAAGAAUGAUCCUACACAAAAUGAAAAGAAGCGAGAACAAAUCUUGGAAGAGAGAAACAGGAGAUACGAAAAGAGAAAUGGAAGUUUAAGACCGGGAAGUCGGUUGAGUUAG
Botrytis fragariae is the source of this 1623-nucleotide messenger RNA. Its product is annotated as putative mip family channel protein. The transcript has 3 exons. The record is from RefSeq and is a predicted model, not a curated record. Gene Ontology annotation, biological process: transmembrane transport. Bases 1 to 1623 code for a protein of 540 amino acids. NCBI's taxonomy places the organism in Eukaryota, Fungi, Ascomycota, Leotiomycetes, Helotiales, Sclerotiniaceae. Gene Ontology annotation, molecular function: water channel activity. Gene Ontology annotation, cellular component: plasma membrane.